Cyprinus carpio (common carp) is the source of this 1975-nucleotide messenger RNA. Its product is annotated as protein KTI12 homolog. Bases 97 to 924 code for a protein of 275 amino acids. NCBI's taxonomy places the organism in Eukaryota, Metazoa, Chordata, Actinopteri, Cypriniformes, Cyprinidae. The transcript has 9 exons. The record is from RefSeq and is a predicted model, not a curated record.
AAACAGCACACUACAUGAGCGCGAAGAAGAAAAUCUCGCACGCAGCUCUGUAGAAAAGGAUGAAUCUCCGCCCGUCAUCCAGACUGAAGUGUUAAAAUGCCUUUAAUAAUAAUGUGUGGUUACCCGUGCAGUGGUAAAACCCGACGAGCACAUGAACUGAAAGAAUAUUUCACGCAAAAUACAGAAAGAAAGGUUCAUAUAGUCGGAGAUGAAGAUCAAGGGCUUGACAAGAACUCUGUAUAUUCAGAUUCACAGAAAGAGAAGAAUCUGAGAGGAGCACUGAGAGCUGAAGUGGAGAGGAAAGUAAAUAAAGACGACAUUGUGAUUCUUGAUUCCUUGAAUUAUAUUAAAGGCUACAGAUAUGAGCUGUUCUGUCUUAUCAAACAUACACAAACACCCCAUUGCUUGGUGUACUGUUUGACGUCAGCUGACGUGAGCUCAGAAUGGAAUAAAGGCAGAGAGGCUGAUUCUCGGUACAAACAAGAAAUUCUGGAUGCGCUAAUACUGCGCUUUGAAGCCCCUGAUUCAAGGAAUAGAUGGGAUAGUCCACUCUUUACUAUUCAGCAAGAGGACUCGCUUCCAUUCGAAGCCAUCUGCGAUGCGCUUUUCAAACGGAAAGCACCACCACCUAAUCAGUCCACGAAGAACCAACCGCUCUCAUCCACAAACUUUCUGUACGAGUUGGACAAAGUUACUCAAGAUGUCCUAAUGGCUGUUCUUGAGUCACAGAAGACCAGCGUCCCUGGAGAUCUCAUUUCCAUUCCUGGAGCCACAGAGAAGAUUGAAUUCACGAGAAGUCUUAACAUGGUGGAGUUGAGGAAACUCCGACGUCAGUUCAUCAGUUACACCAAGAUGCAUCCGACAGAGAACAUUGGACAGAUUGCCAAUAUGUUUGUGCAGUAUCUUAAUAAGAGUAUGCACUAACAGGUGUUGUUUCUUUUUAGUUUUUGUCAUUCUUAAGGUCAUAUUUAAUGUUUUUAAGUUUCAAGCAUUUUAACAAUGUUUUGAGUGCAAUAAAAUUUGAACUCUUUUAAUGUCUUUCUAUAUUCAUGAUGUGUGCGAUCUUUGAUAUUUACAUCAACCAGAGAAGUGAUAAAAUAGGAGGAAACCUUAUCACCUACCAACCCAAAUAAAUAAAUGAAAACUCCCAACACAGGUCACUAUUCAGAGGAUAUGUUCUCUUUUCUCAUUGUUUUCCUCAUUCACAGUAAACAUGUUGGGAAUUGUUCAGCUGUAGUCUGGAUGUUUGACUUCAGUGGUUCACAGACCUUGAAAUGAGCAUAAGGUUUGAUUGAAGUCAUCAUUGCAUACAUACAGAUGUUUUCAUGCUUCAAAUGUGGAAGGGCUGGUAAAAUGAACCAUAAAACUCAUUGAGAUGCUGACAAUUAGUGUUUUAAAUGCAAGUCUUUUGUUUAUGCCUCUGGGCAAAUGUAAACGUUUGGAGAGCCAUAUUGACUCUUCCGUUAGUGAAUCAGGCCAGCUGUUCAUGUGCAAAAGUAUAAUCCAAUGAUAUAUAAUAAUUUGAAGAAGACAUGCACUCCAAUAACUUCUGUCAUGACCUCUCAGAUUUGUUUGCAUGGUGAAUAUAGCAACAGGUUUGUGUUGGUUACAUCUGUUGUCAGACUUUUUAUUUAUAUUUUUAUUAUUUAUUUGUAUAUUAUAAACACAUAACAAGCUGCUAUCAUAUAAUAUCUAAUAACUAAUACAGAAAUCUUUUGAAUGGUGGUGUAUAUGAUUAAAAUUAGUCUGAGACUUUGCAUAUUUACGUUUUCUUUACUCUUUUUCUGUAAAGAUCUAGUGGCACAUUAAUCCACACAUUAAACAAACUAAGCAUUAUGUAAUUAACAGUUUGAUGAAAUGCUGUUGAAUCAUUAUGAAUCUUUACAAAAUCUCUCUCUUUGCAGAGUUAGAGCUACUUUUCUCUAAAAGCAGUUAAGUGUUUACACACUGUACAAGUGUUAUCUCCAUUUCAAAA